CAUCAACUAAUUAAUUAAAUGUUGUAGUUUCUACCCAAAAAAAUCAAAAUUCGUUUUUCCUUUUAAAAGCUCACAAAAAUUGGGUUUUGGUUUUUUCUUCAUAAACUGGUUAAACUUUCCAAAAACUAGUUUCCCUAAAUUUUAGGGGAUCUAUUUAUUAGAAAUCUUAAUUGGCAAAUCAAAUGGAUUCUACGAAACUAAAAACUAAAAACUAAAACUUGAUUGGAUGAAAAAUAUUUUUAUUCAACAACAAAAACCAAAACCUAAAGCAAAAACGACAGUCAAUCAAAGUCUACAAGCUUGAUGAUCGUUCCUCGUUGUUAACAAACCGGUGGUUACUAAACCGUCGUGACCCAAACGGUGAUUACAAAACCAGUUCGUCUGCUUUAUUCAGUCAUUGAGAUUCAAAGAUUUCAUGUUUUUGGUUAGGUUGAAUCUUUAAGUGUUACGCUUGAUUUAUUCAGUCAAUGAUGUUAAAAUAUUUUACAAAAAAAAAUUAAAAAAAAAUCAAAGAAUCACAGGGAGGAAAAUAAUAAUUAUCCAAAAAACGGUGGUUACUAAACCGGUUCGUGUUUUUGGUUCGUUUCGGUUGAAUCAUUAACUGUUUAACGGUAAAAAGAACCACAUUGUUUAGUCGUUUCCCUCUUCUUAAUUUUUAUCCAAGAAUCUCUGAUACGACUCGAAUCUUUCUCAGAGCGCUCAUGGCUUCCCCAAGGCGUUCAUGGUCCUUGCCGCUGCUGCCACUGGAGAUAAUACAAGAAAUCUUUUACAGGACUCCGGCGGAAGCGCUCGUCCGAUCAAAACCGACGUGCAAGAAAUGGCACGCUCUCAUCACCAACAAAAGUUUCAUCAACAAACACUUGCAACGCUCCAAAGAACGUCCCCAAGAACGCUUCAUAAGAAUCUUCGACAAGGUACGAAUCAUGGAUCCAAUAACCAGAACAAGCGCAGCAUCACCAAUCCCAAACGAAUUACUACAACAUCAAUAUAACAUCAAUACUUUGAUCUACACGCUAAUGGUUCAUUGCGACGGACUCAUGCUGGUUGCGUAUCGUGGUUGGAAGUGCAGAAGCGACGGAUCAAUACUCCCCAACAUCGCACUUUGGAAUCCUCUUUUGAAUAAAAUCAAAUGGGUCGAGCAAGCCGCGGGGUGCAUCACGAGUAGUGACUACUACGGGAUCGGAUACAACGGCGAUGGUAAUUACAAGCUCGUGAGGUUCACGUGUCGUCCGUUUGAGGUCGAGGGUUUCGAGGACGUGCCAGAGGUUGAGAUUUACGAGUUCGAGACGAGUUCUUGGAGAACCGUAGGCGGCAAGGUUGAUGUCGACGUGGAGAUCACGAGGAAGUGUGUGUCUGUGAUGGGUAACAUGUAUUGGGUUGCUUAUAGAUGUUGGAAAGAAGAUGAAAAGUUCAUUAGAGUUUUCGAUUUCUCGGAUGAAACGUUCAAGGACAUAUGUUUCUGUCCUCCUUCUUACGGUGAUAAUAGUCACUUGUCUUGUUUCAACGGAGAUAGCUUGUCGUUGCUGCUGCAGCAAGACGAAGCGUCAAGGAAGAUUGAGGUGUGGGUUUCGAGCAAGUUGGGUGAUGGUGAUGUCACGUUUAGCAAAUAUUUCAGUUUGUCCGGUCCUGAUCUUCCUGCGUUACGGGUCCAAGCAAAAGCGGCUCGUCCUGUGUACUGCUUUGUGAAGCCUAAGAGUGUCAUCGUCUGGUGCGUGGAAGUUGAAGGAAAAGGUACUGAUAAGGCUUGUACUUGCUGUACUCUUUAUGAGAUUGGCGAGGAUGGGGUGAAGAGUAAAAAGGUGACGGAACAGGACGACGUGCGUGACUACUCUCGCGCCUUCGUUUGCGGCUAUGUGUAUGUUCCAAGUAUGAUCCCUCUUCCAUGGGUAAGAGACUAGGAUUCUUGUUCUAUAAGCUUUCGUUUUGCUCUUUGUUUGUUGAUCUUCUGCCAUGUAUAUAAAGGAACUAUAUGAUACUGCUGUGUUGUGCAGAUGUUACUGAACAUGACGUUGGUUUUGGUUUAUGUAUUACAAUCUUGACAAGUUUUAGGUUAUGGGUGCACUGUUAUAUGACUAGUGUGUCAUGGCUUAGUCUUCUGAUAAUAAUUUUCUUGUUCAAGAGGUUUCCCAUUGAUCCACCUUUGUAACAUGACUAGUGUGUCAUGCUCCCUAUAAUCAAACCCACAGAUCAGUUAAAAAACAUAAGUGAAAACCACUAUCAAAAUGUUGGAAUGGACACAAAGAAAAGGGACUUUCUUUUGAUAGUAUCAAAUGUUAGUUUAUUGGUACAACAAAUCCUAGUUUAUCUGCCCAAAACAGAGUGAAUCUAAUGAGCGCAUUGUUAGAAUUUAUGAGGAUUGACUCAUAGCAAGAGAGAAUACAAUCAACUUGUGACUGAAUCUCCUUCACCCACAAGAGAGAACUUGUCUAUUUUAUGUAUUUUCAAUGUAUUUCUAUAUAUUACAAAAGAGAAGUCACAGCCUUUAUAUAGGCAAUACAAGAUUCAUCAAUAAAUGCAACAACACUUGCAUGCUCUUGCAUGAAUAAUUUAAAUGAUGAACAUGCAAGAAAUCUUCAUUUCCUAGGAGAAUAAAUGUUAAACAUGCAGAGAUCAUGUUAACUUCUCUUCAGGUCUUCAUCUCAAUACGCAUACGCCUAUCAUCCAAGGUCUCCAGUAAUCAGUGAGUGAAUUGUUAUGAGAUCUAAUCCAAGCUUGAGUCCCAACGAAAGGCACAUACAUGUUGCGAUAACCACUGUUCACCCAAAAAAUAACCUCACUAAGUUUACAAAAUAAAGAGUCUUGAAAGCUUGAACUACUUCUUCAAAAGGCAAGAGUUUAAACUCUGAAAUGAAGUUGAGAGAAGGAUGGCCACAGAUGCUGUUAUUCAUAUGGUCAUGGUACACUGCUUUUAAUGUCAUGGACGUAAGGAUGUAAGUUAUUAAUUCCCAAAACCGGUGGUUACUAAACCGUCAUUACCAAAACAGUGGUUACUAAAUGUUUCACAUAUGUAAAUAAUAUUUUUCUUGUCAAAUAGUCUGUCCAUUGAUCCACCUUUGGAACAUGAAAUAACUUUCCUCUGGUUUAUAGUCUGGAGUGUGUCCUCCCUAGUCCCUACAAUCAAACCCACAACUCAAUUAAGAAAACAUAUAGGUGAAAACCGCUAUCAAAAA
This is a messenger RNA of Brassica napus (rape), 3170 nucleotides long. Its product is annotated as F-box protein At3g08750-like. The record is from RefSeq and is a predicted model, not a curated record. Gene Ontology annotation, molecular function: protein binding. The transcript has a single exon. The coding region runs from base 702 to 1898 and encodes 398 amino acids. NCBI's taxonomy places the organism in Eukaryota, Viridiplantae, Streptophyta, Magnoliopsida, Brassicales, Brassicaceae.